Molecule: messenger RNA, 3391 nt
Organism: Indicator indicator
Lineage: Eukaryota; Metazoa; Chordata; Aves; Piciformes; Indicatoridae
Gene: RAB22A
Product: RAB22A, member RAS oncogene family
Exons: 7
Coding region: 101-685 (194 amino acids)
Molecular function (GO): GTPase activity; GTP binding
Source: RefSeq, a predicted model, not a curated record
GCUGCCCCCGCAGGCCUCGACUGUACGCGUGCCUUGGCAAGGGCUAUGAUCGUUCUGCGCGGUGUCUCAGGCGCUCGUUAAAAGCGCAGUCUGCCCGGCCAUGGCUCUGAGGGAGCUGAAAGUUUGCCUUCUUGGGGAUACUGGUGUGGGCAAAUCAAGUAUUGUGUGGAGAUUUGUAGAAGAUAGCUUUGAUCCCAACAUCAACCCAACAAUAGGAGCCUCAUUUAUGACCAAGACUGUACAGUAUCAAAAUGAGCUGCAUAAAUUCCUAAUCUGGGAUACAGCUGGACAGGAGCGGUUUCGUGCUUUAGCCCCGAUGUAUUACAGAGGGUCAGCAGCAGCCAUUAUAGUCUACGACAUCACAAAAGAGGAAACUUUCUCAACAUUAAAGAACUGGGUUAAAGAGCUUCGGCAGCAUGGACCUCCAAACAUCGUCGUAGCUAUUGCAGGAAAUAAGUGUGAUCUUAAUGAUGUAAGAGAAGUCAUGGAAAAAGACGCUAAAGACUAUGCAGAUUCCAUCCAUGCAAUAUUUGUAGAAACAAGUGCAAAAAAUGCAAUAAACAUUAAUGAACUCUUUAUAGAAAUCAGUCGCAGAAUUCCAUCAACUGACACCAACCCUCCGUCUAGUGGUAAGGGCUUCAAACUUAGAAGACAGCCAUCGGUGACAAAGCGCAGCUGCUGUUGACUGACCCCUUAGAAAAUCAGACUUGUUUAUACAGUAGGUGGUCUUGGAAGUUAAUAGUUCACAUUGGGUUUAUAUUAUCGGUCUUAGAUCUUUAUCUGCUGGUGUUCAUACACCCGAGGUCCCACAAAAAUGGACCAGCUCAUCUGACAUCUGUACACUCGCAGAAAAGACUGCAGUCGUAAUGUCAGCCUGUUUACUUGCAGAAAGUGUAGUAUCUCUUGCAUUCAAAGGGAAUCCAUCAUCGCUUUUUUGGCCUUGCUUGAAAGGAAGGUGACUAUAUGGACGAUAGAACCGAAAUGCUUAAUAGAUUUGUAAUCCAGAUUCUAGGGUUGGUUGUUGGUUUUGUGUUUGCGUUUUGUUUUGUUUUUAAAAGGGAAAUGAGCACUUUUGUGGGACUUCAGGGGUGGAAGGAAUCUGGAAGGUAGAUGUCAUUUCUUCCUUUUCUUCAGUGAGCCAUGUUUUAAGUGUAAUUGUAGCUAACCCGAAGUAUGACAGCACAGUUGAUGUGAGGUGGCUACAGAAUAAGCAACUGAAGACAAGUAAUAGGCAAAUGAGUCCAUCCAGUCCCCAAAUCCCAUUUGCACUUUUUAUUUAAAGAUGAUAUGCACCAGGGAUGGGGACACAUGCAACAGAUAUUAAACCAUAGACAAUCUUUCAUGCUGACUUUAAUCACUUUAAGGCAAACUGAUAUGCUUAUAGGCAUCUUUAUGUUUCUGCAAGUUGGGUUUUUUUUGAAUAUUCAGAUGGUCGAAGAAAAGUGUCUUAAAUGGUUACUGACUAAAACCAGAUGCUGUAAACAGAUGCUGCCAGUGGUUCUGAUUAAUAUCUAAAAGUUUUUGGGGAAAGCUUUUAAUUGCUUGGCAUGUGUAAAGUGUUCAUAUUAUAUUUAUGAGACCUGUGUUUAAAGUAUUAUAAAUUAUGUAAAAACAGUUAAAAAAAAUGCAAUCUUACACACUCCUUCCAUUCCACACCUAUGGAUAAACUCCUGGGGAAUUUCCAUUGGGUUUUUCUUUCCUGCAUUUCAGCUGUUGUCACUGUGAGCUCAUCUAGAGGCAGACUGAAAUUCUUUCUUUUAAUCACAUUUGAAAGGGCCAAUAGGGAAUGCUGUUGGUGCAGCAUGAGGUCUCUCUGUUGAAAAAGUUUUCACCUGUGGUGCACCCAGUUUUUCCUGGUUUGGGCACAAAAAUCCAAAUAGGAAGUAACUUUAAGAGAUGGGGUAAUGUAGAUCAUUACCUCUUGCUUCCUGGGCUUUUUCAUCUGUGAGGGUUUUCAGCAAAUCAUUGUUUAUCUUAUUCUGUAUUGGAUUUAGUAACCUCUCAAUUAAACUAUAGGUUGACCAUACCCACUUGUGCUAUUUUAUUUAUUUUUACUUUUUAUUUCCUACCAGCACUAGUGAGAAACUUUAUACUUUUGAAGAAAAAAGCUUGUUAGACUUGGGUAUGUACUAAAAUACACUGUUUAGUUGUAGUAUCAAAACAAGCUCAUGUUGAUGAUGCUUAUUGUUUGUUUGUAAUAUGUUUUUUCUGUCAUCUCAAGUAUUUUCUCUGAAAGAAAUGUAGAAAAGUUUGUAAGAAAUGAAAGGACUUGUACUCAGAUCAGUUUCCAUUAGUGAAAAAUCUUACAGGCUAUUCAGGAGCAAAACAGGUGAACAGUUACAGUAAGAUUUUGAAAGGGUCCAUAUGUUUUAUUGAAACUUGGUGACUACAUUUUUAUCAGGCUUUUUACUUAUCCCCACAUUGUCAGUUAUGCCUUCUUUGUCACAGCUGUACAGGCUGUGUGCUUAUGUGCCCAUGAAAUUUAGCUUCUUCAAACCAAGGCUACUUGAAGCCCCUUUGUAACGCUGGUCCUUAGGAAGGCAUCACGUAGUAGAGGCGGACUUGUGUUUGGUGUUCAUCUUGAAGUAUGACUGGUUUUAAUUAUUUUUUUUCCCUGUCACUCUAAGCAAAUAAACUAUGAACAAAAAUGUAUUUCCAUCAAGUAUUUUAUAGCAGUCCUAUAUGAUUAGUAAAGGAAUAAUAGAGUAAGCUUGCUCUUGGUUGUAUUUUUAAUUAUUUAAAACCAAAAUAAAACAGAAAGGUCAGCAAUAAAUGUAGAACUUUCACAAUGCCAGUCAUGGAAAUUCCAGCUUCUCUGAAGUAUCUCAAGUCUUACACCUAACAAAUUUUUAAAAGAUAAUUUGUGUAGUUGUCUAGUUCAACUAGGUUUUUAAAACAUUGUGUUCAGUGUUUCAGAAGUCUGUUCUGUACCAGGUGCUUUAGUAUCUGAACUAUGAUGCAUAAAAUACUGCCUUUGCUAAACUUGGCUGGUCAUAAAUCUGGAAGUUCUUUAACUUGGAAAGAGCAUGUAGUGAAAGAAAAGUCUCAGAUAUUUGGAAUAUCUUCAACAUAAAUUAGUAGAAAAGGCAAUUUCAGACUUUAUAAAUUAUUGUUACUACCUGUUAGCUUAUGGUAAAAAUGGAGAUGAAAACUGUUUAUCAGUGAGAUAACAAAAAUAGUUUACUAAUAUCUAUCUAAGAUUUAUUGACUGGAGAAGAAAAUAUUCUCAGUCUAGGCAAGACUAGGCUAGUGUUGAGAUUAUUGUAGUUCUCUCCGGACAGGAGAGGCAUCAGUUCACGAACAUUUGCCAAGAUACAUGCUUUCUGAUCUAUCCUUACUUAUUUGUUAAACACCAAAAUUAAACUCAAAAAACAAGCAAAAAAAAAAGGCA